Messenger RNA from Dacryopinax primogenitus, 436 nucleotides. RefSeq lists its product as uncharacterized. NCBI's taxonomy places the organism in Eukaryota, Fungi, Basidiomycota, Dacrymycetes, Dacrymycetales, Dacrymycetaceae. Bases 22 to 345 code for a protein of 107 amino acids. The record is from RefSeq and is a predicted model, not a curated record. The transcript has 4 exons.
AAAUACUACACAUAGAUCAUCAUGGGUUGGUUCGGCGAUGACUCUGACCAGGCCAAUGCCUACAACACCACCCAGAACGAUCAGCCCCACGAGGCAUCCUGGAGCCACGAGCUGAUCGCCGGCGCCGCUGCCUACGAAGCUGCCCGCGCCUACGAGAAGCACUGCGAAGCUAACGGUGCCCCCGCUUCCCACGACGAGGCCAAGGCCCUCCUUGCCGGAUUCGGUGGUGCUUUCGUCGACCGUGAGGUUGAGACCAAGGGCCUCGACUGGAUCGACAAGGAGAAGGCCAAGAGCCAGGCUCAACAGCAGGCUGAGGACGGCCUCGCCCAGUCCGGCCAGUUCUAGACUGCUGCGCAGCCUAUCCAUAUACCAUCUAGCUGAAUGUUCUGUGUAACAACCGUAAACUCAAAGAAAGAAUGUCACUGUUUGUCCUGUU